This is a messenger RNA of Herpailurus yagouaroundi (jaguarundi), 7175 nucleotides long. RefSeq names its product mitogen-activated protein kinase kinase kinase 13 (gene MAP3K13). The coding region runs from base 634 to 3534 and encodes 966 amino acids. Gene Ontology annotation, molecular function: ATP binding; MAP kinase kinase kinase activity; protein homodimerization activity. Gene Ontology annotation, biological process: JNK cascade; protein autophosphorylation. The record is from RefSeq and is a predicted model, not a curated record. Lineage: Eukaryota; Metazoa; Chordata; Mammalia; Carnivora; Felidae. The transcript is spliced from 15 exons. Gene Ontology annotation, cellular component: cytoplasm.
UCAGAAAGAACUAAGUUUAACAAGAACUCUGCAUUAUUCCCCUAACUAGUGAAAGAGAGGGAAUGAAGGUGGGGGAGAAGCAACUUUCUGGCCUCUUUUUUGCCAUGAUUGCACAAUGUAUAGAUUCUAAGGACAAGAGAAAACUUUUAUUAAAAGAAAACACGGUUUUUGAAGCUCAGAGGAACGACUAUAUUAGUUUUUCCCCAGGAACAUAUGGGAAAGAAACGUCCUCAGAAACCAAAGCCCAACUAUCAGAGAUUAUGAGAUUUUUCAGGCUCACCUUAUGAUCUUCCUUGCGUUUGUCUCUUUAAACACGUUGAACUCGACCUUAAAGAAGCUGCUGCUAAAUAGUGGUCAAGCAGUAGUUAAAUUAACAAACCCUCCCACCUCGCUCCACUGGGUGGUAGCUUCCAAGGCCACAGUAAACGUGUAUCAGUGUGAACCUGAUCCAGAAACAGCCAGGAAGGGAACAAAGUUUAGUCUGUGAGGAAAUAGGUGGCUGCCGGUAGUUUCAUGCUGUCUGUCCAGAUUUCACUUUGCUGUGUGGUGUUUUGGAGCCCUCUCUUGCAUCAGAACUCUGUCCUCCUAAUCCUCUGAGUGUCAUCUCAGGAUCCUGGGCACACUCAUGGCACGAUGGCCAACCCUCAGGAGCACCUGAGCUGCUCCUCUUCCCCACACUUACCCUUGAGUGAAAACAGAACCUUCAAUGGACUACAAGAUGAGCUCACACCUACGGGGAGCCACCCUUCACCCAAGCUACUUAAGGACCCGCAGGAAAAGGGGGGAGUACACGCAGAGCUAACUGAGAACAUGAACAGCCCCAUCACCACAACAGUGUUGACGAGUGUGAGCGAAGAUUCCAGGGACCAGUUUGAGAACAGCGUUCUUCAGCUAAGGGAACAAGAUGAAUCGGAAAUGGCCGUGUCUCAGGGGAACAGCAACACCACGGACAGAGAGAGCACAAGUGGAACGGAAGACAUCAAGAUUCAGUUCAGCAGGUCAGGUAGCGGCAGUGGUGGGUUUCUGGAAGGACUAUUUGGAUGCUUGAGGCCUGUAUGGAAUAUCAUUGGCAAGGCAUAUUCCACUGAUUACAAAUUGCAGCAGCAAGAUACUUGGGAAGUGCCAUUUGAGGAGAUCUCAGAGCUGCAGUGGCUGGGUAGUGGAGCCCAAGGAGCUGUCUUCUUGGGCAAGUUCCGAGCGGAGGAGGUGGCCAUCAAGAAAGUGAGAGAACAGAAUGAGACGGAUAUCAAGCAUUUGAGGAAGUUGAAGCACCCUAACAUCAUCGCUUUCAAGGGUGUUUGUACUCAGGCCCCAUGUUACUGCAUCAUCAUGGAAUACUGUGCCCACGGACAACUCUAUGAGGUUUUGCGAGCUGGCAGGAAGAUCACACCCCGAUUGCUAGUGGACUGGUCUACAGGAAUUGCAAGUGGAAUGAAUUAUUUGCACCUCCAUAAAAUUAUUCACCGUGAUCUCAAAUCACCUAAUGUUUUGGUGACUCACACAGAUGCAGUAAAAAUUUCAGAUUUUGGUACAUCUAAGGAACUCAGUGACAAAAGUACCAAGAUGUCCUUUGCCGGCACAGUCGCGUGGAUGGCACCAGAGGUGAUACGCAAUGAACCUGUCUCUGAAAAAGUUGAUAUAUGGUCUUUUGGAGUGGUGCUUUGGGAGCUGCUGACGGGAGAGAUCCCUUACAAAGAUGUGGACUCUUCAGCCAUCAUUUGGGGUGUUGGAAGCAAUAGCCUACACCUUCCAGUUCCUUCCACUUGCCCUGAUGGAUUCAAAAUCCUUAUGAAACAGACAUGGCAGAGUAAACCUCGCAACCGGCCUUCUUUCCGGCAGACGCUCAUGCAUUUAGACAUCGCUUCUGCUGAUGUUCUUGCCACCCCACAAGAAACCUACUUCAAGUCUCAGGCUGAAUGGAGAGAAGAGGUGAAAAAACACUUUGAGAAGAUCAAAAGUGAGGGAACCUGUAUACACCGAUUAGAUGAAGAACUGAUUCGGAGGCGCAGAGAAGAGCUCAGGCAUGCUUUGGAUAUUCGUGAACACUAUGAGAGAAAACUUGAGAGGGCUAAUAAUUUAUACAUGGAACUGAGUGCCAUCAUGCUGCAGCUGGAAAUGCGGGAGAAGGAGCUCAUUAAACGUGAGCAAGCAGUAGAAAAGAAGUACCCUGGAACUUACAAACGACACCCCGUCCGUCCAAUAAUCCACCCCAACGCCAUGGAGAAACUCAUGAAGAGGAAAGGUGCGCCUCAUAAAUCAGGGAUGCAGACCAAACGGCCAGAUCUGUUGAGAUCUGAAGGUAUCCCCAGUAUGGAGGUGGCUCCCGCCGCAUCCCCUUUGUCUGGAAGUCCCAAAAUGUCCACCUCAAGCAGCAAGAGCCGAUAUCGGAGCAAACCACGCCACCGCCGAGGGAAUAGCAGAGGCAGCCAUAGUGACUUUGCAGCGAUCUUGAAAAACCAGCCGGUGCAAGAAAAUUCACCCCAUCCCACUUAUGUACACCAAGCUCAAUCCCAGCACCCUUCUUCCCAUCACCAUAAUCCUCUGCAGCAGCAAUACCAGCAAUGCCCUCCUGCCGUGCCUCAGAGUCACCACCCCAGACUCAACAUGCACGGACAGGACAUUGCAACCUGCGCCAACAACCUGAGGUAUUUUGGCCCAGCAGCAGCCCUGCGGAGCCCACUCAGCAACCAUGCUCAAAGACAGAUGCCUGGCUCCAGCCCUGACCUCAUCUCCACAGCCAUGGCGGCAGAUUGCUGGAGAAGUUCUGAGCCUGACGAGGGCCCAGCUGUCCCCUGGGGCUGUUGUCAGGCUGACCCUUAUGACCCCUGCCUCCAGUGCAGGCCAGAACGGUGUGGUUCCUUAGACAUACCCUCUGCUGAGCCAGUGGGGAGGAGACCCGACCUUUUCAAGUCACCAGCACACAAUCCCCUCUCGGAAAAUGCCCAGGGUUCUGAGAAAAUGGAAGAAAGUGAAUUCAAAGGCUGUAGGUCUGCAUCAUCCCUUGGCAUCCCUCAUCACGUCACCCCCCCAGUGCUACCUCGAAAUACAAGGCCCCUGCAAAAGAGUGGAGAUGACUCCUCAGAAGAAGAAGAAGGGGAAGUAGAUAGUGAAGUUGAAUUUCCACGAAGACAGAGGCCCCAUCGCUGUAUCAGCAGCUGCCAGUCGUAUUCAACCUUUAGCUCUGAGAAUUUCUCUGUGUCUGAUGGAGAGGAGGGAAAUACCAGCGACCACUCCAACAGUCCUGAUGAGUUAGCGGAUAAACUGGAAGACCGCCUGGCCGAGAAGCUAGAUGACCUGCUGUCCCAGACGCCAGAGAUCCCCAUUGAGAUAUCCUCGCAUUCAGAUGGGCUCUCUGACAAGGAGUGCGCCGUGCGCCGCGUGAAGACGCAGAUGUCUCUGGGCAAGCUGUGUGCGGAGGAACGUGGCUACGAGAAUCCUAUGCAGUUUGAAGAAUCGGACUGUGACUCUUCAGAUGGAGAGUGUUCUGAUGCCACAGUCAGGACCAAUAAACACUACAACUCUGCUACUUGGUAAUGAAAGAAAACCCAUCCUGAAGAUAUCAUGACUAUACUGGCAUUUCAGAUCCUUCCCACCCCCAGACUCUUCCCACUCUCUCCCUGCUUUUUCGUCUGGGAAGAGAGCUGCCUCCUCUUUCUUACCCCUAGAAAUGAGCUGCAAUAACAGGAACAUGAGACUUCGCAAAUCUCUUGGAAAAAAAUAUCCAAAUGAAAUUAAGUCUCACUGAACAUUUCAAUCAAGAAUGGCAGGGAUCUAUUUUAUUGAAUAUUCUAGCUACUGUAACAUUGAUAUUUAUUUUUGUUUGACAUUUUAACACUUUGUACUGUAAAGAGUGAACUAUAUAUAAUAUAGAGAGAGACACAAUAAUUUCUUGCAAAAAGAGAGAGAGAGAAAGAGAGAGAGAGAGAUAAAGGAAGAAAGAAAAGAAAGAAAGAAGUGGAAUUUAGGAGCAACAUCGUUGGUAAUUUGUGGGGCCAGGAGAUAUUAUUGCUACUUGAACAGGGGACCAGUUCUUUUGGCCAUAAGAGACGAAGAAGAGCCAGAGCAAGACAUACUGAUUAUUUUAGAAAACAAAGAAAAGCAAUUCCAGGUAACUUGUCAACAGACCACAUUAAGUUCAACCAGCUUGCCCACAUGGGUGAUGGAAAUGAUCUCGAAGAGACUGAUGACCAGAUACUUGCACCCAAGGUCCUUGAGGGCAUGUGCUUCCUCUAGGAGGAAAAAAGACAACUACACAUCUGGAAGCUGAUUUCAUUUCAAGAACUUGAAGCAGCAUUUGGUAGUGAGACUUACAGAUAGCAUCAAGCCUUGUCUUUGACAAAUGCUUCCCUUUUUAAUGCUGUCAUUGUCAUUACCUUGACAAAUGUGUUACCUUGACCAACGUGUUGAUUUUUCAGACUCAAGUGCCAUUUUCUUAUAGCCUAUUUCCUUUCCACCUGUUGACCACUUCCUUUAGGGAAAAAGGCAGGGGGUGCCAAAAAGAGAAAAAGGAAAUUUACAACAGUAUUAGAAAAGCAAAUGUGGAAUUUGUGAAAGUGCAUUCUCACAAUGUCUCAGUUCAGCUACGUGAAGAAGAUCAGAUCACCCCUCUGUGGAACCAGGUUACUUGUCUACUAGAGUCAUAUUGAUUCAAACAGAACAGACUUUGAAGGCAGCUAGCAUGUGUGUGAGUCUGUCCAAAGUCCAAUCCCGAACCACCCCCUUGUUUUUAUUCAUUAACUCAUUCUAUCUGGGAAGCUUUAGUGCCUGGCUACCACUAUCAGGAUAAAGGCAGCAUAAGCAACUUGUAAAAGUCAACCCCUCCCACAUUACAAUAGCAUUUUUGUUAAACGCAACUGGUAAAGUGUAUUUUACUGCACUUUGGAUCAAUGCAGUUGGAAAUAAUUGAAUCUGGAAAUUUAUAGAAAGAACAACUGAUGCUGAGCAGCAAUUAGAGAGAUUUUACAUUGUCCAAGACCUGAGGUCCUGGCUUGUCUCUGGGGUCACGGUCUUUGAAAAGCAUCCCAAGGAAUUUCAUCAUGCCUCAGCUUCAAGGAAAUUUUUAUCUAGAAUUUUAUAUAAAAACGGGUGUUGGCCUAGUUUCCAUCUCUGUCUCCAAGAUAGGUUACUGUCAAACAACCUCUCUAGGCUCAAGACCUGAAGAACAUGGCUUGACUCUUCGACACUGCAUCACAUUGGACAUUAGGAAAGACUUACACAUUACAGGUAUUAAACUAUUUCCAACAAAGAUGAAAACGUUGCCCUCCGCUGGGGGUCGCCGAUUGCAUCAGCCAAAAAGGAAAGGUGGAGGGAAUUUAGAGCACUUCCUUUGCUUGUCUGAUCCCUCCAUGUGUUUACACUUUAUGUUGAGUCGUUGAUUUAAAAUUUAGUGUCUAUAAUUUAUAGCUCUUAGGUAAGAUGAAGGAAAAUGUUUAACUUAUACAGAGAGCAGUAUUGUUUGCAUUAAAUUAUUCCAUUUUGUAUAAAUUCUGUAGCUGGACUACAUGAAAGAUCUUAAGUUAUGGCAUUAUUAUCAUUGUUAUUUUGUUUUAUAAUAAUUAUCAUUCUCAUUUUCUGUCGAUCAGAAGGUGUGGCUUUACAGUGUAGCACAAUGAUUGUGUUUAUUGCUAACCAUGAAUAAUUAUGGGUUUUUAUGAUUUUUAUGAAGGAAUGAAAAUGGAACUGCCAUUUGGGAGCUCCCUGGUAUUCAUGUUAGUUGUAUUCCCUCAUUUUCUGUGUGCAACAACAAUCAUCUGAGGAUGCGGGUUCUGCCCUGGAGGCCAGUGGAUGCACUGUGGCUUUGACUUGAUCCUGAAAGCUCCCGGGUGGGCAGAUGACUGAGUGAAUGGACAAAUACUUCAGAAGCUGUAAACUUUCUCAAGUUUCUUAAGAAAUAAAAUCAUGGGACUACAUUAGAGGCAAAAAGAGAAUUAUUUAGUCCCCUGGGAGGAGCCGACCUAGGGAGUUGCUGCCCGGGGCCCAUGGGUUAGGCAGAUUCAAGAGCGGGCAGCACAGUUUGUCAUCUCCUUCUUUCCAGGUCCCAUAGUACCAACUUUUUAUUUCUCCUGGCUGGGAGUAGCAGGGAAACAUAAAAAGAAACAAGCAAACAAAAAGAAUAUGUAUAUCAUGACAUUGACAUAAAAUGCCUAGCUAUGAUGUCAUCCCGUAAUAAGACUAGAGGCAUUCUAGAAGGAGGCCUACUCACUUAGAGGGUGAUUGGGCCGGAAAAGUACCUUAAAAGGCCAUAUUUUCCAUCCUUGGACUUCAGACCACACUCAACUGUGAAUCUCUCUGGUUCAUUUCUUCUGGGAACUGAGAGUUCAUCUCUUGAGACUUCAGACCACACUAAACUAUGAAUCUCUCUGGUUCAUUUUUUCUGGGAACAAGUCAAUGUCCCCUUUCUCUCCACCAUAAAACACACUUUAGCUCGUCCAGUUCUUGCCCACCUAUAGUGGCAAAAGGAAACAGGAGGGUCGGCUUCUGUCUUACAUCUUUUAGUGAUGGUCUUCCUCGAAAACCCACACCUGAUACCUCAUAACUUUGAUGUUUUUUGAAUUCCCAAAUAUGAUAAUGCCAUAUACCUAUCUGGGUUAACUGUUAUAAGCAUGUUAGGGUAGUAGACAGUGUUGAAUCAUGAGUCAUUCACUGUAUUGUUGAGAGUUGAAUAAAGCUCCACAUUGAACCCUUUUAUUUAUUUAUUUAUUUAUUAGUAGAAGUGACGAGAGGCUUCAGAAAAGUCUAGGUUAAAAAUAGUCUAGGUUAAAAAGAGAAAUGCCUUCUCUAUCCCAGCCUUGCCCUUCACUGCCUGCCUUGAGCUAACCAGGACAAUUUUGAAUCCGUGUGUGUUUCUUGGAGAACAGCUCCACAUCCUCUGAGGAGUGCUGAAUCUAAGAGCUCAGGAAAUUGAAGAGCUGAUCCUUCAGUCCUGAGGACUGUGCCACAAUGCUUUAAGGAACCUCACAAGACUGUGAUUUCAAGCUUCAUUGUUGAUGGAAAGCUUAACCCCCUUGGGAUCAGUGUCCACAUUCAUUUAGCGUCUGUUUUUGACUGACUACAAGAUAACGAGUUUUAAUCUGUGUUGCAGAUGAACAUUGGUUCUGAUUUUCAUCUAUUUCUAGAGCAUGUCCUCUGGUAACAAUUCCUAUUAAAAUUGCUUUGCAGAGGGACUGAGAAGCCAA